UACAAGUAUUUUUACGAGGAAAGACCCUUCACAGUCUCGCAAGCAACAGCGUUUCCUGAAUUCAUUGGAGAAUUUCAAAAUGAAGUCGGCAAUUGUUCUUGAUGAAACGGACCCAACCUCGCAAAACAACCACGUCGAAUUCACACUCCAAACCAUGAUUGGGGAUACAUUUUUGUACAGAAUGAGCAGAACCACUCAACUGAUAAAGCUCAUGAAUCAUUUAAGUGAUCUUCACGCUACGGAUCCUGUAUCAUUUAUAUUCAGCUAUGAAGGGGAGCGGCUAUACGGAGAGGAGACUCCUAAUAAGCUGCACAUGGAGGAUGGGGAUAUAAUACAUCUCGUGCAAUGUAUAGGCCCCCCAGCCGUCGACCUUAAGAUUAAAGAUCAGGAUGGGAAUGAAGCUUCCUUCAUAAUUCGUACGAACUCUCGAUUAGAAACGCUUAUGGGUUUUUACUGUCGUCAACAUUGUUUGGCUAUUACUGGUGUUGUUUUUCUGUUCAAUGGGUGUCUCAUUCGGGCAGAGCAGACUCCAAGUGAGCUGCAUAUGAUGCAUAAGGAUGAAAUAUAUGUGGUUUCCUAUGAUCAGAUUGCACACAUCGAGCUAAAGACAAAGUGUCAGAUGACUGCUAGUAUUGAUGAUAAUGACUCGAAGCUAUGGCCUGAUUUAGAAACUAAAGCUUUCAUAAACAUUAUGGUUAACGAAGUUACACUUGGAUAUGGUGGAUAUGGAUAUGUCAAGUCAAAUGACGUGUGGACCUCAAGGACUGAUGCGUUGAAUUUUGUUACAAAGCGUUGCUAUAUAAAAGAACAACUAAAGGCGAAAAUGCAUAGGCUACAAACCAUGUAUCGUGAAUUUCAUUCACUCUUGCAAAACACUGAAUUUAGGUGGAAUGCCGAAACCAACACUAUUGCUGCAAAUGCAGAGGUUUGGCAAAAUUAUCUUCAGGCACAUGAUAAAACUGCCCAGUUUCAAAAGAAAGGGUGUGACCACUAUAAAUUGUUGGAAAUCAUAUUCGACAAAAAUAAUGCAUGCCGAGUAUAUCAUCGUUUGCCCACCCAAGGCUCGCCAAAUACAAAUGGAGAAAAUGAGUUCGAUAAUGAACACCUUAAGACUGAGAGUGAGAGUGAGGGUCAUGUACAUGUUGAUAAUGAUAGUUCGGAUGAUUAUAUACAAGAAGUUGAGCGCAUCAAGCACAAAGGAAAACGAAAAAUAUCAGUAAAAGAUCAUAAACCAAAGAAAGAGUAUACACCAGAUCAAAUGGGAGAUGUCCUUGCUGCAUCUAUGGCAAGAGUUAAGAGGUAUAAGGGUAAAAAUGUGGAGGCUGCUCUUUCAAAUUCAAAUGCAAUGUCAUAUUGUUCUAUUUCUAAGUGUGUGACUACUCUUGAAGAGAUGGAAGACGUUUCCGAUGAUAUCUAUGUGAAAGCUUUAGAAAAGUUUAAAGAUAGUGAUUGGAGGGAAAUGUUUAUUGCCAUGUCUAAGGAUAGGAGACGUGGAUGGCUAUUGAGACUUUGAGGAUACAAAUUUCUUUGCAUGUGUGGUACUAGUGACUAGGCAUACUUCUCUUAAUAAUUUGAUUAAGAGAAUGUGGCUACAUUUUUUUUAUAUCUAUUUGAUCAUAAUGUUCAUCAUAGAAAGACUAUGAAUUGCAUCUAGCAAUUCACAAUCAAUUUCGUACAAUUUCAAACAAGUAUUAAAGGCACUGUCAUAUGAAAAAGAAAACUCAUAAAACAGUCCAUAUGUUUUUUGUUUUAAUUUUUUAUUUUGAAUCAAUCAAAAGUCCAUUGCUUGAAAGAAUCAAGAAUAGUCC
Vicia villosa (hairy vetch) is the source of this 1808-nucleotide messenger RNA. RefSeq lists its product as uncharacterized. Bases 80 to 1513 code for a protein of 477 amino acids. Gene Ontology annotation, molecular function: protein binding. Lineage: Eukaryota; Viridiplantae; Streptophyta; Magnoliopsida; Fabales; Fabaceae. The record is from RefSeq and is a predicted model, not a curated record. The transcript has 7 exons.